AUGUCAGAAGCUCCUAAUGAUCCGAUAAUUAAAAUUGAACUACAAGAAUAUCCAAUCGAAGACAUUAAACAGGAAAUUGAUGAAGAGUAUGAAUCGUGUUCAGAGGAUGACAAAACAUGUCUAAAGAGAUUUAUGAACUCUAUUGUAAAAAUAGAAGAAGAUGUCGAACAGGAAUUAAUUCAAACUCCUCCUUAUAAAUGUAUCAAGUGUAAUAGAACAUUUAGAAAGUUGCAUUAUUUAGAACAGCAUAUGUUAAAUUAUUGUCAUAGGGAUACAUAUCAUUCAGAGUCUUUUUCAGGUGCAAGUGCAUUAGAAAUACAUAUAAAAUCUCAUACAGGUGAAAAACAUUUCACAUGUACAAAGUGCUGCAAAGCAUUUACUGAAAAAUAUCACUUAGAUCAACACAUUUGUGAUUCUGCAAGAGAACAAAUUUUACAUUUGAAUGAAUCUAGUAAUCAAAAACGAAAUAUUCGUGCUCAUACUGCAAAGGGACCAGUUGAACGUCCCCAUAUUUGCAAAAUAUGUGAAAAGACAUUCACACAAUUGAGUUACUUGAAUAGACAUAUGAUCAUCCACACUGGUGAACGUCCGCAUAUUUGCCAAAUUUGUGAUAAGACAUUCACACAAUUGGGUUCCUUGAAUAGACAUAUGUCCAUCCACACUGGAGAACGCCCUUAUAUUUGCAAAAUAUGUGAAAAGACAUUCUUACAAUUGGUAGAUUUGAAUAGACAUAUGCGUACCCAUAUUUGCCAAAUUUGUGAUAUGACAUUCACACAAUUGUCUCAAUUGAAAAGACAUAUGUUGAUUCACACUGAAAAACUCCCGCAUAUUUGCCAAAUUUGUGAUAAGACAUUCACACAAUUGUCUCACUUGAAAAGACAUAUGCUUAUUCACACUGGUAAACGUCCCCAUGUUUGCCAAAUUUGUGAUAAGACAUUCACACAAUUGUCUCACUUGAAUCAACAUCGGCUUAUUCACACAGGUGAACGUCCCCAUGUUUGCCAAAUUUGUGAUAAGACAUUCACACAAUUGUCUCACUUGAAUCAACAUCUGCUUAUUCACACAGGUGAACGUCCCCAUGUUUGCCAAAUUUGUGAUAAGACAUUCACACAAUUGGCUAACUUGAAUCAUCAUCUGCUUAUUCACACAGGUAAGCGUCCCCAUGUUUGCCAAAUUUGUGAUAAGAGAUUCGCACGCUUGGGUACCUUUAAUACACAUAUGCUCAUUCACACUGGUGAACGGCCACAUAUUUGCCAAAUAUGUGAUAAGACAUUCGCACGAUUGAGUAUCUUGAAUAGACAUAUGCUAAUUCACACUGGGGUACGUCUUAAUAAAUGA
Molecule: messenger RNA, 1338 nt
Organism: Ctenocephalides felis (cat flea)
Lineage: Eukaryota; Metazoa; Arthropoda; Insecta; Siphonaptera; Pulicidae
Product: zinc finger protein 135-like
Exons: 1
Coding region: 1-1338 (445 amino acids)
Biological process (GO): regulation of transcription by RNA polymerase II
Cellular component (GO): PcG protein complex; transcription regulator complex
Molecular function (GO): RNA polymerase II cis-regulatory region sequence-specific DNA binding; DNA-binding transcription factor activity, RNA polymerase II-specific
Source: RefSeq, a predicted model, not a curated record